AUGUAUUUACGGAACACUUUUACAGUUUUUAUGAUAUCACAACUAUUGAAUUGCAGUGAACUCUUGGAAGCUGAGGAAGAGAAAGUCAGAAGAAUUGUCAAACGUUGUUUAAAAUGGGAUCCCACCAAUGACAAUCCACUGGGUUCCGUCGUCCUGCCUCAAGCAGACUGUGCCAUCAGCAUCUGGUACUUUGACGUUGCCUGUAAGGAUCAUGAGAGUUAUCGCAACAGCUUUAGAAAAUUCUCAUCCCUCGUGAAGGUGGGAGGUCACCUCAUUCUGUUUGCCCUUUUCAGUGCGACCUAUUAUACAAUUGGUGAUCACAGGUUUUCAUUCCUAAACUAUAAUGAAGAUUUUGUGAAGGAAGCUCUCAGAGACAAUGGGUAUACCACUGUGAUUUUUGAAGUAUAUGAAAGCAAAUUAAACACUCACUUAAUGGAUCAUAAACAUAUUGGGUACAUUGUAGCUCGUAAGGAAAGAGAGAUUUAACUAAAUUCAUU
Pelobates fuscus (common spadefoot toad) is the source of this 497-nucleotide messenger RNA. RefSeq names its product nicotinamide N-methyltransferase-like. The record is from RefSeq and is a predicted model, not a curated record. Gene Ontology annotation, molecular function: N-methyltransferase activity. Bases 1 to 486 code for a protein of 161 amino acids. The transcript has a single exon. Lineage: Eukaryota; Metazoa; Chordata; Amphibia; Anura; Pelobatidae. Gene Ontology annotation, cellular component: cytosol.